Molecule: messenger RNA, 1616 nt
Organism: Haliotis rubra (blacklip abalone)
Lineage: Eukaryota; Metazoa; Mollusca; Gastropoda; Lepetellida; Haliotidae
Product: monomeric sarcosine oxidase-like
Exons: 9
Coding region: 140-1354 (404 amino acids)
Molecular function (GO): sarcosine oxidase activity; flavin adenine dinucleotide binding
Source: RefSeq, a predicted model, not a curated record
UGGAAUUGGAACAUUGUGACCUAUAUUUUAUUGAUAGUACAGCUUCGUGAAGGUUCACUACAGUUCGUGUAAGCAGCUGGUCCGAUCACGAGCGGCGUUUAUACAGAGUCCUCUUCCCCUGUCACAUAGUUGUUACACAAUGGCUACUUCUAAACGACAGUACUUUGAGUACAUUGUCAUUGGUUGUGGAGGGAUAGGCAGUGGGGCUCUGUACUGGUUGUCUAAGCGUUCUAGUUCAGUCCUUGGUCUCGAGCAGUUUUCUCUCGGUCAUGAGCGAGGAGGCUCACAAGACGUAUCAAGGAUCAUCCGACUGACGUACCAUGAUGACCGCUACACCAAACUGACUCCAGACACCUUCAAGGCUUGGGGACAGAUAGAGCGCGAGUCCGGCCUCCAGGUCGUGUGGAUGACCGGGGGUCUGCAGCUGUCCAGAAAGGGACAGACUGACGCCAUCAUGGAGAAGUACGCCGUAGCUAUGGACAGAAACAACAUCAAAUACGACAGGUUGUCAAACAAGCAACUGAUGGCCCGCUACCCACAGUUCACAGUGGGUCCAGAUAUCGUGGCCUUGUACCAGGAGCAGGGCGGCCUCGUGGACGCGGCCAUGGGGAACGCUGUCCACAUUCAGCUGGCCAGGGGUAACGGGGCUACAAUCCUCGAGAACUGUCCCGCUACCAGGCUGACUAGGGCCAACAACGGCAACGUCAUUGUCCACACAACGAAGGGCGUGUUCGAGUGCCGGAAGGUGGUGGUGACGUCAGGGGGUUGGCUCAACUCAGUUCUGGGGACGAUCGGCGUCCACGUCCCCGUCACCGUCACACAGGAGCAGGUGACGUACUACGCCACGCCGCACAUGAAGGAGUUCACCGAGAAAAAGUACCCCAUCUGGAUUUUCCACUGCCCCCGUUACGACAUCUACGCCCUUCCCAUCCACGGCAACACGGGGUCGAAGAUCGGGGUCGACGCCGGGGGUAAUAUAGUCACCGCUGACACAAGGACCUUUGAGCCGGAUCCUGCUCGAGAGCGGAUCUGUACAGAGCUCCUGCAGGAGAUUUGUCCCAAGUUCCUGGGACCAAUCCUCCAGACCAAGACUUGUCUGUACACCAUGACUCCAGACAGGAAUUUCGUGGUCGACACAUGCGCAUACAAGGGCUGGUCUGACGUCAUCGUUUGUUGUGGAGCUGGACAUGCGUACAAAUUUGCAAGUCUGCUUGGUAAGAUCUUAAGCGAACUCGCCGUUGAUGGACGUACCCAGUAUGACAUCAGUCAGUUCAACAUCACCAGAGACGCCAUCCAGGACCCCACCUUCAAACCAACGUUUUUCAUGGGCAGUGGUGUAGAGGCGAAACUAUAAUCGGAAGGCCCACUGGGCUUACACGAAAUAAAUACUAGAAUCCCAAGUCCAUGUUUCUGGGUGCCAUUCCUCAAUAUUGCUUUUCUUUUAUAUACAUUUGGUUGGUGUUUUAGUCCAUUUUUGAUUCAAUAAUGUAAAUGGUGGUACGUCCUCAUGAUGUGAAUGCACCCCAUUCCCAUGCCAAUGUGUACUGCCUAAUUUACCUGCUGUACUUAAGACAAUGUUAAUAAACAAUGUUAAUUAAAAGAUUUACAUUCUGUAA